Messenger RNA from Psammomys obesus (fat sand rat), 1436 nucleotides. It is a transcript of the gene Tnfrsf13c, whose product is annotated as TNF receptor superfamily member 13C. Lineage: Eukaryota; Metazoa; Chordata; Mammalia; Rodentia; Muridae. Gene Ontology annotation, biological process: T cell costimulation; positive regulation of T cell proliferation; tumor necrosis factor-mediated signaling pathway. Gene Ontology annotation, molecular function: signaling receptor activity. The transcript has 3 exons. The coding region runs from base 1 to 570 and encodes 189 amino acids. The record is from RefSeq and is a predicted model, not a curated record. Gene Ontology annotation, cellular component: external side of plasma membrane.
AUGGGCGCCAGGAGGCUCCGGGCCAGAGGCCGGAGAAGCCGCGACAGCCCCGGGCCUACGCCGUGUGUUCAGGCCCAGUGCUUCGACCCUCUGGUGCGACACUGCGUGGCCUGUGUGCUCCUCCGCACGCCGGACCCUCAACACGCGCCCCGCCCUCCAUCCGAACCCCCUCUGCCAGCGGCGAGCAGCCUGGCGCCCGGGACGGCUUUGCAGCCGCAGGAGUCGGUGGCCACCGGGCCGGACGCGGCGCUGCCGGUGCCGGGGCUGCUCUUCGGCGCCCCCGCGCUCCUGGGACUGGUACUGGCGCUGGCCCUGGUGGCCCUGGUGAGCUGGAGGUGGCGGCAGCAGCGCAGGAUGGCCUCCCCUGCCACUCCAGACGGAGUCCAGGAAGAAACCCCGGACAACGCCUACGUACCCUCCCCAGAAACCCUUUACGCCUCAGCUCCUACCUGGCCUUCCCUCAAAGAGGACGCAGACAACACCCUGCCGGGCCAUAGCAUCCCAGUGCCCGCCACGGAGCUGGGCUCUACUGAGCUUGUGACCACCAAGACAGCCGGCCCUGAGCAAUAGCACCGGCGGCGGGAGCCGGCGAAGCCCUGCGGGGUCUGUGGACUCUCGCCCAACCGUUUGGAAAAGGAAUUGAGCCCUUCAGCGAUGGAGCCCUUUGCAAAUCCAGGAGAACUACAUUCCGCAGGUCCCCACCAGCCUGAGAUUGUUUUUGUGUUAGCUUGAGAACAUUGCAUUUUGGAGACUGUUUUUAAGCUCCUAUGCCUUCCAAUGGCCGAAUGGAUAUUAAUCUCUGUGAUGGGUUAAGAGACUUGGAUGGGUUAAGAAAUUUCAUGUUUCUAAAAUGAUUGGAUGGAGACAGGCCUCAGCAGUCAAGUUCACGGACUAUUCUGGCAGAGGACUCCAGCUGUUCAGUUUCCCAGCACCCAUGUCUGGCGGCUCACAACAACCUGUGACUCCAGCCCCAGGGAGAACCGAAGCCUCUCCCUUCUGAAGGCACCAGUACUCAUUUGCUCAAGCGUGUGUACAGACACACAUGCUCACACACACUUAAAACUGUUAAAAAUAGGGGCUGGAGAGACUGUUCAGUGAUUAAGAGUUCUUGCUGCGUUUCUAUUGGACCAGAGUUUGAUUCCCAGCAUGCACUUCAGGUGACUCUUAAUUCAGGGGAUCUGAUGCCUCUGAACUCCAUGGGCACCUGCAUUCACAUUCCUUCUCUCUCUCUCUCUCUCUCUCUCUCUCUCACAAAUUACAAAAUACAAGCUGCGCACCGUGGUACAUACCUUUACUCCCAACACUGGGGAGGCAGAGGCAGGCAGAUCUCCAUGAGUUAGGGAGCAUCCUGGUUUACAUAGCAGGUUCAAGACCAGCAAGAGCUACAUAGUGAGACUGAGAUUCAAAAUAAUAGUAAUAAAGGUUCUUUAAAUUUU